GCAGAGCCGGCAGCGCCGGGAUGGUGCUGCUGGAUAGUGAACAGUUCCUGACGGAGCUGACUAGGCUCUUCCAGAAGUGCCGGUUGUCGGGCAGCGUGUUCAUCACCCUGAAGAAGUAUGAUGGCCAAACUAAACCCAUCCCAAGGAAGGGUUCUGUGGAGGGCUUUGAACCCUCAGACAACAAAUGUCUGUUAAGAGCUACUGACGGGAAAAAGAAGAUCAGCACUGUGGUGAGCUCCAAAGAGGUGAAUAAGCUUCAGAUGGCUUAUUCAAACCUGUUGCGAGCUAACACGGAUGGGCUGAAGAAGGGGGACAAAAAGAGCAAGAGGAAGAAGAGCAAAGCAGCACAGUGA
Messenger RNA from Odocoileus virginianus texanus, 353 nucleotides. Its product is annotated as signal recognition particle 14 kDa protein-like. Gene Ontology annotation, biological process: SRP-dependent cotranslational protein targeting to membrane. Gene Ontology annotation, molecular function: 7S RNA binding; endoplasmic reticulum signal sequence receptor activity. The record is from RefSeq and is a predicted model, not a curated record. NCBI's taxonomy places the organism in Eukaryota, Metazoa, Chordata, Mammalia, Artiodactyla, Cervidae. Gene Ontology annotation, cellular component: signal recognition particle, endoplasmic reticulum targeting.